This is a messenger RNA of Manis javanica (Malayan pangolin), 3527 nucleotides long. NCBI's taxonomy places the organism in Eukaryota, Metazoa, Chordata, Mammalia, Pholidota, Manidae. The record is from RefSeq and is a predicted model, not a curated record.
CUGCAGCAGGAGUCGAUGCUGAGCUCGUCGAUGCCCCAGUACUGGAUCUCCUGGAGGAAGGAGAGGGCGCACAGCUGCUCCAUGACAUGCAGGCGGCCGGUGCGGUAGUAGUGCAAGACGUAGCGGAACGCUUGCGAGCUGCGGUCGAAGAAGUACUCGUUGUCCACAGGAUUGGCAUCGUCGCAGAGCUCCAGGGGGCUGGGCACGGCGGCCAGGGCCCCCGGGCGGCGGCACGAGGCCACCACCACGGCCAGCUUGCCAAGGCGCGUGUGCGGGAAGCAGGACAGCGCCUGCUGCGAGAGCACGAAGCGGCUGCCGCCCACGUUGACCGUGAAGCAGUCCCCGAGCGCCAGGGGCUCCCCUUCGCCCUCGCUGCAGAAGACGCUGGACUCCAGCGAGGUCAGGGAGCAGCUGUCCAGCGGCGAGUCCAGCAGCGCGCGGCCGCGGGGACGCAGCUCCAUCGCAGCCGCCGCUGCCUGAGGGCGCCGCGAAGUUGGGGGCGCGCCGGAAGCCUCGGUCCCGCGAGGGCGGCGGCACGGCCCCGGGUGGCGGCCGGGCUUUCCCGGGCUCCCGCGGGGAUUGCCUCCCACCCGCGCAGCCCCUCCCUCCUCGCCCCGUGCUCGUUCCCCUCUUCGCCGCUAGGGAGCUGCGAGGGCGCGGCCGCCGCGCACAGGUGCCGGCGCGCCGGCGCUGGGAGCCGAGCAGGGGCCGCGCCCGGAGGAACGCCCGGCGGCGGCCCACGCCGAGGACAGCCCCGGAACGCGCUGCCAGUCCCCGUGGCACUUCCCGAACUUACCCUCUUCCCAACUUUGUAGUUGAGACCCCAGCCGGGAGGUGUAGGACUGCCGGCUAGUUGCCGGGUGCAGCAGGAAAGCCGAGCUGGCAGCUCGGCUGCCUAGCCUCGCCCCGUCUGCCCCCGCCUCCCGGCUCUGGCCCCCCGGCUACCGCGGAGAGGGCCGCCCCCGCCCGUGCUCGCUAGAAGCCGUUCGCGUUUUGCAGCACCAGCUGUGGGGAAGGCAGGCAGCCGAGGGAGGUGAGACCGCAGGAGGAAGCGAGGCGCUCCAUGACUCGGAACAGCACAUUCAUCCUCAAGACACUUAAAGGAUUACAGUGUUAGAGUCCCGUUUCCUUGAAUCUGUGUGCUCACCAAUGUGCAAGAAAAGACUUUCCAGUUGCAUAAGUCUGCUAAAUUCAGGGUUAAGGCAGUUAUGGCAACUACUUUGUGUGGCAUGCAUGGUUCAAGGUUUUCUCAUUAUUUCCAGCAAGCAUCAGAGAAUCCUACAUUUUUAAAAAGUCCUUGCAAGAGAGAAUGAACCACACUUACCUCUUUUUUUCCUUUUAAGUACUUUGAGGAAGUAUAUAUGAAGAGAUGAGCAGGCAGCUCCAUACACUAGUGAGAAGGUUUUCAUAGAUUGACUUGAAACGCGGCAGUUUAAUUUUGACUUUGUCAAUUGGCUCCCAUUUACUUCAUAGACCUCAAAGCCUUCCUUAGUAAAAUUUCACAUUUUAAUAAAAUAGCCAAUAUUUAUUGGGUACUGUAUGCCAGGAAAUUUUGUAGUCCCUUUACUCAUUCAGGACCUUAUUUAACCAUAAUAAUAUUGUGAGGUAACACUAUACCCAUUUUACAGAAAGAGAAACUGAGGCCCAGAGCAACUAAAUAAUUUAUUAGGGUCACAUGGUCCAAAGUCAAACCAAGGUCUAAUUGUCAGAGGCUGCCCUCAUAAACACAAUGCUUGGGACAUAACUUUAUUGUGAUUUAAAAUAAAUCAAAGUGCAGUUGCUUUUAUCAAUUGAUUUUGCAAGUUUCUAGAGAAGGGCAAGAGUUUAAUGACAUAUUUUAUGUGAUUUUCAACAUAUGUUUAUUAUUAUUCAACACAUGAGUAUGUGUACCAGGAACUAUUCUGGGUGCUUCAGCUAGAUCCAUGAAGGAAACAGACAAGAUCCCUGUUCUUGUAGAGCUAACACAUUCCUUUGAGCAUAAGAGUAACUUCAGUGAAAUUUUGAAAGCCAGUAUAAUAUUGAUAGGUCCUGGUUCUUUUGACAGCUAUCCAUUUGGUAAACUUUUGCCUCUAUAAAAACCUCUGUCAUAUAGAAAAUAUGGAGGAGUUAAAUUUAUCCUGGUAUAUUGUUCAUCAUCAUGUCUAGUACUGUGCUAUGAACUUUUUUAAGGUAGCAGAGCUUUCCCUUACAAAGAGAGAAAAUGCCCCCCAACAGCUCAAUUAUAUAUUAUUUGGGUGUUGAAAAAAGCAAGAGUCCACAGUUCUGUGAGGCCUUUUGCAUACUUGAGUGUGAAUAAUUUUAACCAAAUAAUAAGCAGUAAAGGCCUGCUCUAGCUUUACAGAUUGUGGGAAGGAGGAGGGAAACUUUCGGAGAAGAAUAAGAGCUUUGGGUGAAAAGGGAGGUCUCCGCCAGGUAACCAGAGGUUAGCAAAAGGCAUCUGAGGCUUGUCGGUCUCCGGCACUGCCACUGGGACCCUGGAUUUCAGUUGUAAUUAAUGGUGUCCUGUAGAAGUAAUUAUAACAAUAACCACCCUCUAAGUGUAAGGCCCAGGAAAGCAUCUGAAUUCUCACAAUGAUUCCAUGAAAUCAUGCUGUCACCCUUAGUUGCAGAUCUCAACUCAGCAGCUCACAGGCACUAAGUAACCGCCCCAGUUACAUAGUGAGUAUGUGAAGGAGUAUAUGAAAGGAUUAAAAUCCUGUGCUUUCUGACUCCAGAUUUUCAUCUCAACUGCUAAAUAUCUAAAAUUUUCAACUGGGCUUCAAUCGUGAUUAAAACAAUCAUAACUAGAGAUAUGACCACUAGUUAAUUGGGAGUAUAUAAACACAAAUGAUCCAUUAUAGAGUCUGUUGGGUGAUAAAAAUCCCUGCCCUCUCCCCUGUCUAGCUAGCUCCCUUUAGUCCAUCCUCCCUCCCUGCUUCCUGACUGCCCAGGUUUGAGUCAGUUUGCUCAACUAAGAGGAUAUGACAAAGAAGAGGGGAAAUAAGUCCAUUCAAAGGGUAUCCUUCCUAGUGUCUGAUCUUGACCUGAGAUGGACCUCCAAAUGUGUCAAGAAGUGAAAAGAGAAUUUCUGAAAAGUAGUUGGGGGUGGUGAGGUCUUGCUUUUGAUUUUUCCUACAUAGCAUGGGAGGAAUGUGAUUGUCACGUAGGAGGUGGCGCAGUUUUGAGAUGUGAAAACUCGACAUUCUAAUACCUUUGAGUAUAUUUUCCUUAGUGAUCAGAUGUUAUAUUCAGGUGAUUUUUCCAUUAACAGUCUUGUUAUGAAAUGCUCUACUGGUGUUUGGCUUUAUCUAUCAAGUCUUCCAAAUAUUAAUUAUAACAUUGUUGAGUCUCCAGGAACAACAAGUGUUUUUAAUUCCUCCAAUUUUUAUGAAUGUUUCUAAAUUUAUUAGUGAACAGGCACCCUUAAUAGUAAUGUUUUUAAAUUGGGUUAAAAGAAAAAUCGCAGCAUGCUUUAAAUGUCUAUUGAUGAUAAUUACAAAAAUAAAGUUAAAAGUCAUUUGAAACACUUUAGAAAUUUCUACUAUUAA